Marmota flaviventris (yellow-bellied marmot) is the source of this 2049-nucleotide messenger RNA. RefSeq names its product oxidized low density lipoprotein receptor 1 (gene Olr1). Lineage: Eukaryota; Metazoa; Chordata; Mammalia; Rodentia; Sciuridae. The record is from RefSeq and is a predicted model, not a curated record. Gene Ontology annotation, molecular function: low-density lipoprotein particle receptor activity. Gene Ontology annotation, biological process: lipoprotein metabolic process; leukocyte cell-cell adhesion. Gene Ontology annotation, cellular component: plasma membrane; signaling receptor complex.
UACACUUGUAGUUCGUUGAAGUCCUUGACUGCUACACUCUCUGAUUCUUGGCAUGAAUUUGGAAAUGACUUUUGAUGACCUCAAAAUGAAGCCUAGGAAGGAUCAGCCUGACCAGAAGUUAAAUGGAGAGAGAGCUAAAGGUCUUCACUUUCUUUCUUCUCGGUGGUGGUGCCCUGCUGCUGUAACUCUGGGGAUCAUUUGCAUGGGAUUAUUGGUGACCAUCAUAAUGCUGGGGAUGCAGUUAUUUCAGGUGUCUGAUCUCCUCAAACAACACCAAGCCAACCUUACACACCAGGAAAUGAUACUGGAGGGACAGAUUUUAGCUCAGCAGCAGGCAAAAAAUGCUUCUCAGAAGUCACAGGAGGAACUCAAGGAAAUGAUAGAAACCCUUGCCUUGAAGCUGGAUGAAAAAUCCAGAAAGCAGAUGGAGCUUCACCAGCAAAAUUUGGAUCUCCAAGAAGCUCUGAAGAGAGUGGAAAACUUUUCAGGUCCUUGUCCCCAAGAUUGGAUCUGGCAUGAAGAAAGCUGUUACCUAUUUCCCUCUGGACUAUUUAAUUGGGAACAGAGUCAAGAGAACUGCUUGUCUUUGGAUGCCCAAUUGCUGAAAAUUAAUAACACUGAUGAUCUGAAUUUCAUCCAGCAAGCAAUCUCCCAUUCCAGUUUCCCAUUCUGGAUGGGAUUGUCACUGAGGAAACCCAACUACGCGUGGCUCUGGGAGGAUGGUUCUCCUUUGGUGCCCCACUUGUUUAGACUCCAAGGUGCCGUUUCCCAGAUGUAUGCUUCAGGCACCUGUGCAUAUAUACAACGGGGAGCUGUUUUUGCUGAAAACUGCAUUUUAGUUGCAUACAGUAUAUGUCAGAAGAAGGCAGUUCUACUGAAAGCACUGUGAAUUUGAAGGAUCUGGAUAAAAAGGUCUUUUAUUCUGGAAGUUAAGCUAUUCUUCAUCUUCACUUACGUACAAACCAUGAGAGCCCUGAGAACUGAGGUGAUGAGCUGGCUACAGAAACUGACUGGGUUUUUUCAGAAACUAAGACUAGGAAUCCAGCUGCCUACUGCCUUUAGAUCCAGAGUUGUAGAUUCACUUUAUUUAUCAUCUAUCUAUCUAUCUAUCUAUCUAUCAUCAUCAUUGUCUGACAUUUUUCAGCUAGUGUGUCCCAAGCCUCCUUGCUAAUUUUCAAACCAUCUUCCAUUUUCUAUUUUAAAAUUUGGCUCCUCUCCAACCUUGGGAACCAUCUGCUCAAUUUUCUCUGUCUUCCCCCACCCUUCUAAUACUGCAUAGAAGACAGAACAUAGAGAACUUACCCAACUAUAGACAGAAGGCAAGAAAAGGGGAAAUGGACCUGGUAAACAGUGCCCAUGAAGGAGAACUAGAGAAAGACCGCACCAAAAUCAAGAAGCUCACAUUCUCAACUUAAAAGCCAUUGUCUUUUUAAUUUUGACCUAUUUCUAGACUCCACCAUUUAUACAUGUUCAUAUUCCCCCCAACCUUUACCACCACACACACACAUUUUGGGACAACUGUGGUGCCCCAGGAAAUAAUUAGUAAUUGCAUGGUCUUUUCCAUGUACUAAUUCACAACCCAUUAUCAGUUUCUGAAUCAGUUAUUAUUUCUUCAUCUUUUCUUCCUCCAAAGGACAGUCUAAUAGCUUUAACCCCUCAAAAUAGCAUUUGUUAGAAUCUCAGGAUAUAUGACCCAGAGGCAAAAAUAAUAGAAUUUUACCCCCCUAAAUUACAUUCUUCUCUACAACUCUCUUAUGAGAUACUAUGAGAAACAUAAAGACUAAAAAAUCAAGACACUCAAUUGUAGAACAAACUUAGCCAGAUAUGUAAAUAUUGCUGAAUAGAAACAGAUGAAAUUAGAAAUAUCUCUCCUAUUUUCAGAGCUUUCCACCCCCUACACAGGGUAUUUUCUUUAAAAGAACCUUUCCAUUUGCUAUAUAUAAUCUAUCAUCAUAUAUGUAAAUAUGUUAUAAUAUAUAUCCAGCAUCAUUAUACACAAUAUGUAUAAUGACAUCUGUAUGUUUUUUAAAUAAAGAAACUACACAAGUA